This is a messenger RNA of Scophthalmus maximus (turbot), 1701 nucleotides long. RefSeq lists its product as uncharacterized. The coding region runs from base 244 to 1581 and encodes 445 amino acids. NCBI's taxonomy places the organism in Eukaryota, Metazoa, Chordata, Actinopteri, Pleuronectiformes, Scophthalmidae. The record is from RefSeq and is a predicted model, not a curated record. The transcript has 9 exons.
UGUGAUCAGUAUGUUUAGCACAUUCCUGCGUGGUCAGAAUGUGGGAAAGGGAAGGAGCCGCUGCCUAGAUAAAACAAAUCUUCCAGUAGAACCAGUUCAGCAAGCUUGUCUAGUCGCACUGAGCUGGUGUAGGUUGUUCUUUACUUGUCCGAGGUGCUCCCAUGCCUCGGCUGACGGUCGUCCACACCAAAGGUCAAGGGGGCACAGGACGGUGGGGAGAGGGCGAGCCGGGACUGUAAAUGGAUGGAGGAAGUGAAAGACGACGGGGAGGGAGAACCUGUCGAGCAGAGCAGUUCAAAUCAAACACCAGCUGAAGAUCAGCCACUCUUCACAUCUUGGUCCCGGGCCCUGCGGAGGACACUGCGGCCCUCGAGGGUCUGUUGGUACAGUCUUGUUCCGGUGGUUGUAGUGUGGUGCGUCUGCCAGGCAGAGGCGCCGCUGCACCCCUCUCUCCCACUGUCAGGUGUGUGCUGGAGGCUGCUGUUGGUGUGUUCACUGUGGAUGGUGCUGGCAGCCUGCGCUCACGCCCUGAAGUGCAGCCUGCGGCCAGGGCGGAACCAGGGGGACACUCCACAGAGCACACAGCGGGAGGUCGUGUCAGAAAACAGAAACAUCCAGUGGGUGUCCCAGUCGAGGAGCCCAGGCCUCCAUGUCCCUCUGGCCCUUGCCCUGGCCAACGGCCUGCUGCUGUGUGUCCUCCAGGAGCCCCUACCGGACCCCAGCAUCCCCUACAUUCUGGCUCUCCUGUCCAGGCUGGAGUCAGUGUCCCACGCACUUAAGGCUGAUCCUGGAUCAGAGGUGACACUGGACGAGACGGACGGAGACUCCGUAUUGACAGACAAAGUGAAGCUCAUCAGUGGCUACCUACAGCAGAGGAUGAGGUCACUGCGGACUCUGGUCCAGGUGCAGGGGGAUUUUGAGGCCAGCGUGAAGGACAUGCUGUCGGGCCUGGGCGGCCUCUGGGCUCAGCUGGAGGAGCUGCACACUGGGGUCACGCUCACCAAAGAGGGGGGUCGAGGCCACGGAGACCUGGCCUCGGCCCGCACGGACGCAGAGGAUUUGUUUGCGGUCCUGGGUGACUACAGGGACAGACUUCAGCGCUGCCAGACUCAUCUGAAGGACGGCACACGACAGCUCCAGGAGUUGGCGUGGAGUCACGCUCACACAAGGAAGCGCGUGAGCUGCAGCACUGAGUCCGUCUGGCCAGAGCUGUUGCUCCAGUCCAACAUUGAGCAGUUUGACAAGGUGCAGGAGAGUUUCCUCUCCCUGGAACAACAGACCUCUACGUUCCAGGCCCACCUGGAGGGACUUGGGAAGGGGAAUGAGGAAGGACAUGCAGGGCCCCUCGCUUACGCCAACGUGGCAAAUUCAUGCCCAGCCUCGCCGGUGCCCAGCCUCGACGGUGUUUCAAGUCAUGUGCCACUGGAGCAUUGUAACUCGACCUGUGCAUCAGCGUCUGCCCCCUCGGUGGACACGGACACAGACGCGGACACAGACCCUCCUCUCUCUCUGUGCGAGAGGUCGGCCCUGCAGUUCUCCUCCACCAUCGGACGCCUGCGCAAAUCUGGAAGGAGGAAGUGAUUUUCUUUUUUCCUUUGUCUGUCAAAUUUACUUGGCACCAUGUGUUUUGUAAAUAGAAGUUUGUUCAUUCUAUCAAAAUUGAGUAUUUAUCGCCGUUUGUGAUUACAUGACUUUUCCAUA